This is a messenger RNA of Erpetoichthys calabaricus (reedfish), 2314 nucleotides long. RefSeq names its product E3 ubiquitin-protein ligase SIAH2. Gene Ontology annotation, cellular component: cytoplasm. The transcript has 2 exons. Bases 284 to 1207 code for a protein of 307 amino acids. Gene Ontology annotation, biological process: multicellular organism development; proteasome-mediated ubiquitin-dependent protein catabolic process. The record is from RefSeq and is a predicted model, not a curated record. Gene Ontology annotation, molecular function: zinc ion binding; ubiquitin conjugating enzyme binding; ubiquitin protein ligase activity. NCBI's taxonomy places the organism in Eukaryota, Metazoa, Chordata, Cladistia, Polypteriformes, Polypteridae.
GUUUCUGACGUCAUGGUUGCACUGUUCGAGAACAGGAGAGGGGAGGGGAAUAAUACUCACGAGUACAGAGGUCGCAUUGGAAACAGGCAUUUGGGAACGUCGCCUUGUAUUCAGUUUGGCAAACGUCAGUUUGCUGCUUUGAUUUAUUCGCUGAAGGGGCUGAUUAAGUAAUAACGUCUUUCUGCGACUGGCAAGUGGGAUAUUUUCGGCUUUGUCUUCUGUUAACGUCGCUAACGACACCAAAUCACAAGCUAGCGCGGUUCGAUGGUUUAUCCUGCCAGCGAUGAGCCGCCCGUCCUCUACCGGACCCAGUGCGAGCAAAACGUGCAGUAAGCAGCAGCCGCAUGCUCCUUCACCUGCAGCUCCGGCAACGAUAUCGGUUGGCCCGGGAUCUUCUAGCAUUCCGACUGCGGCCGCUAUUAUUUCGGGGCCGGGAUCCCCGCAACACGAACUCACCUCCCUUUUUGAAUGCCCAGUCUGUUUCGACUAUGUGCUGCCGCCGAUCCUGCAGUGCCACGCGGGACAUCUUGUGUGCAAUCAAUGUCGCCAGAAGCUAACGUGCUGCCCAACGUGCAGGGGUGCUCUGACCCCCAGCAUACGGAACCUGGCCAUGGAGAAGGUGGCGUCUACCGUGCUUUUUCCGUGCAAGUAUGCCUCUACUGGAUGCUCCCUGACGUUACAUCACACAGAAAAACCAGAGCACGAGGACAUCUGCGAGUUCCGACCUUAUGCUUGCCCAUGCCCAGGUGCAUCCUGCAAGUGGCAGGGAUCCCUGGAAGCUGUCAUGCCUCAUCUAAUGCAUGCUCACAAGAGUAUCACCACCUUGCAGGGAGAGGACAUUGUCUUUCUGGCCACAGAUAUAAAUCUGCCAGGAGCUGUCGACUGGGUCAUGAUGCAGUCUUGCUUUGGUCAUCAUUUCAUGCUGGUGCUGGAAAAACAAGAGAAGUAUGAAGGUCAUCAGCAGUUCUUUGCCAUUGUCCUGUUAAUUGGGACUCGGAAACAAGCAGAAAACUUUGCCUACCGCCUGGAGCUAAAUGGCAAUAGGCGACGUCUGACUUGGGAAGCAACACCCCGAUCCAUUCAUGAUGGAGUAUCUGCUGCAAUUAUGAACAGUGACUGCCUAGUCUUUGACACAGCUAUUGCGCACCUUUUCGCUGAUAAUGGAAACCUGGGAAUCAAUGUGACCAUAUCCACAUGUUGUCCAUAACAGGGCCUGGGGAUUGUUUUUGUUUUUAAGCUUUAUUGUUUCACACCAUUUAGUUAUUCUGUGUUGUCUGUUGUCAUCGUACUGGUAAACAAAGCAGAAAGACUGCAUAUCUUUUUAAAACAGUCUUAUUGUUACUAUUUAAAUUUGUUGCCAUAGUAAAUCUAGUUUUUUAAUAUGCAUUUUAAUGAAAGAGUUAUUUAAUUUUCUAUGCAAAGACAGACAAUUUAAGACAAGCCUCUAAUGGCUGUUUUUUUAUCCCCAUUUUGAAUUUUCAAACAAACAUUAAAGCUCUUUUUUUGGUCAGGCUUUACAAAGCAUAUUAGGGGGAAUUGAAAGCUGUUUCUGGAAUUGAGUUAGUGUAUUUCUGCACCUCACUUGUACAUCUGCAUGAAAAACAUGUCCUCCACCUACUGGGUUCUUACUUUCCUUGAAAACUCUGAAAAUGUAAAUCUUUAUUUAAAGUCAUUUAAAAUAAAAAAUGUACAAGUGCAUUGAUUAGUGUAGCUUAGUUUAUCGUCACUUCAUAUGACAUGUAUAAGUACAUUUUGAAGUAUAUAUGACAUUAAAAUAAGUGCAAAAGAAGUUUCUUACAGAAAAAGGCUCUUCGAGAUAAAAGUGGAAUUUGUACUUUCAAAUACAUGAAUGCACAUGAACUCACAGAUGGAUAAUAAUGCAUUUUAAAGAAUGUUUGCCUAAAAGACUAAUCUUUUUUGUUAAGUAACGUUCAUUUAAUCAAACUAAGUGCUGAGUGGUCAUUAGUAAGUUAUUACCAUAAAAUAUUAUUGCAGGAUUUACUUCUUGUGAGUAGAGUUUAUUUACAUCUCUAAGAAUGCCUGGAAUUUGUAAAGAAAUAACUGAUGAAGAUUUUUUGGAAUUAAACUGUUUAAUUAAGAACUUCUAAUGGAAGUAUACAGUAUGUUAUGCAUAGAAUGACAUCAUGUUGAAAUCAAAAUACUGCAGAUAUUUCACCCUUUGUAUGUUCACAGUACUUCUAACAUUUAUGAAGUGUGUUCACAGAGGAUAUUACUUGUUUUUUGUAAAAAUGUCUAUGUCUGAGAUAGAAAUAUAUAUUACAUUUCUUAUCUCAUUAAAGUUUUUCAUAUUUCA